GCAACGGUUGUGCGCAUGUCACGUAAUUCUCGAAGAGGGGGCAGGGCUGAGUCACAUGCUUAUUGCAAACGCGGCGCAAACAAGGUUUCAGAGCCACAGACUCCAAGUUACUGCACAAAGAGAAGACCAGUGCAGUACAGCUGUGUGUACGUGUCAGAUCAGCCAGUUCACUUGUGGAUUGAAGCCAUGACUAGACUUGCUUUCCUGAUUGCUUUCUUGGCUGUAGUUUUGCUGCUAUGUCGUACUGCACGGUCAGAUGAGCUUUACCUGCAACAGUAUGAGAAUGCUAUGGUAGAGUCUGGAAUCCUAUACAAUGAGACACUCAUCUUUGACAUAUUAUCCUUGGAGUCGGAGCCUCAACCUACUGAAUACUGCCCACCACUGCCAGACUCCGUCAUAAAGAUUCCUGCUACAUCAGUGCAUGCUCUGUCUCCGUACCAUAUCAAGGUCCUUGGUGCUGUGGGAGAUUCAGUUACAGCUGGUUUUGGGGCCAAGGCAAAAUGCUUGUUGCAAGCCUUGACCGAGUAUCGAGGCGUAUCCUGGAGUAUUGGGGGGGACAGUGGUGCUAUGACUCUCCCAAACAUUGUGAGGUCGUUUAACUCAAACGUCAAAGGAUUCUCUGUAAAAACGGGGAAGCAAACGUCAGUGAAUGCACACUUUAAUCGAGCCGUAUCUGGAGCUGUUUCAGAUCAAAUACCGGGGGAAGUGCGGGAGCUUGUCAAGAUGAUAAAAGCAGAUCAGAGCAUCAAUGUGGAGGAAGACUGGAAGCUCAUCACUUUGUGGAUUGGAGGAAACGAUCUGUGUAACUACUGUAAAGAAAAGGUGAAAAAGAGUGCAGAAAACUAUGUGAAGAAGAUUAAAGAAGGGUUGGACAUAAUACGAGCUGAGCUGCCGAGAACCUAUGUCAAUGUUGUGGAGAUUCUGGAUGUCACUAAACUGGGAGCACUGAAGACAGGAUUGUUUUGCGACCUCAUCCAUUUAGCUGUGUGCCCCUGUGUUGCCAACAGCAAGUACUGGAGCGAAACAUCUCAAGCUUCCAGGGACUACAAUGAUCUUCUGGAAGAUAUGAUAGAAAAAACUCCCGAGUAUCAUGACUCUGACCAGUUCGCAGUGGUUCUUCAGCCAUUCUUCAAGAACACAGGUCUCCCCUCAAAUGCUGAUGGUGAUGGUGACCGGUCAUACUUUGGACUGGACUGCUUUCAUUUCACUGUCAAAGGUCAUGCUGAGAUAGCCAGUGCUCUCUGGAACAACAUGAUGGAACCAGUUGGGAAUAAGGAUGACAAAGUUGACUGGGGAACAGAGACAAAGUUAAAGUGUCCCUCCAUUGACUUUCCAUAUUUCUACACUGAUAAAAACUCCAAGUCUUUCGUCUCCUCAAAUGGUGAAAAUCCUGACCCUAACACUGACACUGACACAUCACCCAUAAAUCUCCUUGCUGUGUUGCUAGGAACAGGAUUAACAGUGGUUGUAGUUGUUGUAGCGAUUGCUGUAGUUGUUGUUGCUAUGGUGUACAGACGAGGUCGCCGUGGUGUUAGAGCUGGCGGUGUCAGUGUGGGCGUUUCUAUGGAUACUGAGAAAACCCGGCUCAUAUUCCAACAAAUAGCAGCUAGAGAUACUGGUGCAGUAAAAUCACUCAGCUUACGGUACCAAGUUUUCAGUAAGAUGAGGAUCAUUGCUCCAUUUUUUAUCAGUCUGCUGCUGGGAAUCUGCUCUGCACAGACUAGUGAGGAAAUUUUCCUUAAGAAGUAUGAAGCUGCCCUGAAUUCAACUGGAAUCCCCUACGAUGAGACACUCAUCUCAGACUUAUCUUCUAAUGAGUGCAUUGUUCCUCCAUUAAAUUGCGCUAAACUACCGGACCACUAUAUCAACACAAAUCCAACUUCAGUCCAUAAGCUGACUCCGUACAAUAUAAGAGUGAUGGGAGCUGUGGGGGAUUCAGUCACUGCUGGGUUCGGUGCCUUGGCAACCAAUAUUUUUCAGGCGCUAACAGAAUAUCGUGGUGUUUCGUGGAGUAUCGGCGGUGAUGAUGGCUACACUACGAUUCCAAAUAUUGUGAAGGAGUUCAACCCUAAUGUCAAAGGUUUCUCUGUUGGAAAGGGAAAGGCAACUUCAUCUAAUGCUCACUUCAACCAAGCAGUAUCUGGGGCAAUAGCAGAGGAUAUACCAGGACAAGUUAGAACCCUCGUGGACAAGAUAAAGAAUGAUAUUAGUAUGGAAAGCUUUAAUGAAGACUGGAAGAUGAUAACGAUAUGGAUUGGAGGAAAUGAUCUGUGUGCUUACUGCAAUGACAAGACAAAGUAUAGUCCUAGUGAGUAUGUGAAGCACAUUAGAGAGGGCUUGGACAUCCUUAAAGCUGAGUUACCCAGGACAUUUGUUAAUCUGGUUCAAAUCCUUGAUGUAACCGAACUGGAGGGUUUGAAAGGAAGUCUGCUUUGUUCUGCAGUAAAAUUGUUUGCCUGUAGCUGUAACAAUGACGCCUCUACCACCAAAGCAUCAGGGUUUUAUAAUGAUGAGCUGGAAAACAUUGACUUCAACAGUUAUAACACGGAUGACUUUGCCGUUGUUCUUCAGCCGUUCAUGAAGAACUUGAAACUCCCAGAUAAGGACCCCAACUCAUACUUCGGACUUGACUGUUUCCAUUUCAAUCGUAAGGGUCACUGUGAAGCAGCUCGAGCACUCUGGAACAACAUGAUGUCGUUUAAGAUGGAAAAGAAGGACUCUAUCAACUGGGAAGAAAAUCCACUAUUAAAGUGCCCAACUGAGGAGUAUCCGUACUUUUUUACAGGAGAAAAUUCACCACCCCCCUCCGGUUUCGGUGCUGUAAACCCUGACCCCAAUGUGACUCGAAACCCUUCUCAAACUGGCAGCUUCCUGGGCAUUCUGCUCGGAAGUGGAUUAACCACAUUCACUGUUGCCAUAGCCAUCGUUAUUGGUGUUGUCGCAGCACUCGCAUACUCUCGCCAUCGAAGACACCGUAACUCUGUCAGCAUGUCCACAGACUCUGAUGAAAAAAUACGACUUGUUUAGUAACUGAUCAUACAUUAAAGACUCAACGGCUGGUUCGAUGAGGACAUAGUGUGUGCUAGCUGCUUUUUAUAAUGUGUGGUUUGUUUUUACAGGUAGUGUACAAUUGUGAUUGUAUAUAUAGGUUUUUUUGAAUAAAUGGAUAAUAAUAUUA
Halichondria panicea is the source of this 3178-nucleotide messenger RNA. RefSeq names its product phospholipase B1, membrane-associated-like. Gene Ontology annotation, biological process: phospholipid metabolic process. The record is from RefSeq and is a predicted model, not a curated record. Gene Ontology annotation, molecular function: glycerophospholipase activity. Lineage: Eukaryota; Metazoa; Porifera; Demospongiae; Suberitida; Halichondriidae. The coding region runs from base 16 to 3027 and encodes 1003 amino acids. The transcript has 33 exons.